AUGAAUUACUUAAGAGAGAAGGUCUCUGGAAAAAAGAAACGUUUAAUAUAAGAAGGAUAUAAUCUUGAUCUUACCUAUGUGACUAAAAGAAUAAUUGCAAUGAGUUAUCCUGGAGAAGGAUUAGAAGGUUUAUAUCGAAAUCCAAUUGAUUAGGUGGGUGAUAACUUUAUUAUAAUUAGGUUGCUGCUUAUUUAAAUACACAACAUAAUGCAGAUUAUAUGGUUUUCAAUUUAAGUGGUCGAAAAUAUGACUUUUAAAAAUUUAAAGGAGUUGUACAAGAUUGUUGGAUAUGGAAAGAUCAUCAUUCACCUCCAUUAGAUCUUCUAUUUGAAAUUUGCGAUCUCAUUCAUGGUUAUUUGAAAGGUGAGAUUUAUGCUAAGAAUUAGGGGACAAAAUUAAUGUAGUAGUAAUUCAUUGUCUUGCUGGCAAAGGCAGAACAGGGACAAUUAUUUGUUGUUAUUUACUUUAUACAGGGAAAUUUAAGAGUGUGAAAGAUGUGUUAUAUUAUUAUGGAAAGAAGAGAUUUGAAGAGGAGGGUUUAGGAGUCAAUUAGCCUUGUUAAGUGAAAUAUGUUGAAUACUUCUAUAAACUUUUGUCUAUGGGUUACGUAAUCUAUCCUACUGUUGUUACUCUCAAACGAAUUACAUUUUAGGGAAAGUAAGAUUAAUAAUUGAAUUAAAAGAGCUCCUGCUUUUAAUAUGAAUGGCAGUUGUAAACCAUAUAUGUAAGUAAUUUAAGUGAAAAAUGAUAAGGAACUAUAUUCCACAUAAAAAGAAGCAAAAAAAUAUAAAGGUGUCUCUCAUGAUGUAUUAUAUCUAUAUAAAUUUAAGUUAAAAUUGGACAAAUUAAUGCCUAUUUAUGGAGAUAUUUUAAUAAAAGUAUUUAAUGAAGGAAUAUUAAAAAAAGAAAAAAUGUUUAGAUUAGCAUUCAAUACAGCAUUUAUUGAUGAAACAGCAUAAAAGUAAUUUUUUAUUCUUAGUAUUUAAGUUCAUUAGAAUUUUCAUUACAUGACUUGGAUCCUAGUUAAAUAAUUAAGGAUGAAAGAUUUGAUAAAAAUUUUAAAGUUAUUGUAUAUUAUUCUUUAAAUUAGAUUUAUAGAUCACAAUAGAACCAUGCACAAAGUGUAACAAUAGAACUGAUUUUUAGAUGCUUUGUGAAAUAUGUAAAGCACGUUUGAAAGAAGAAGAGAAAUAAUGGGUUAAAAUAAAUGGAUUAAUAAGUUAAUAUAAAGUGCCUGAUGAUGAUUUAGCUACAGAAUUGUUAUUUAUAAAAAAAGAAUAUGAUGAUGUUGAUGAUGCUAUGUAAUUAAAAAGGACAGAAAAUUCAAAUGAUAGUGAUCCAAAAGAUAGAGAGAUAUUCGAAAAAAGAGUAAGAGCAAAAACAAUUAAAUUUAUAUAAGAAUAACCAUAAUAAUAAUAAUAAUAAUAAUAAUAAUAAUAAUAAAUAAUAUAAUAAGAAGGAUAAAUUUUAUAAGAAAAUGAUAUUCAAAAUUAAUGA
This is a messenger RNA of Paramecium primaurelia, 1497 nucleotides long. NCBI's taxonomy places the organism in Eukaryota, Ciliophora, Oligohymenophorea, Peniculida, Parameciidae. The record is from the annotation of a GenBank genome assembly.